Rhagoletis pomonella (apple maggot) is the source of this 2140-nucleotide messenger RNA. RefSeq lists its product as uncharacterized. Bases 813 to 1994 code for a protein of 393 amino acids. The transcript is spliced from 2 exons. Gene Ontology annotation, molecular function: nucleic acid binding. The record is from RefSeq and is a predicted model, not a curated record. Gene Ontology annotation, biological process: DNA integration. NCBI's taxonomy places the organism in Eukaryota, Metazoa, Arthropoda, Insecta, Diptera, Tephritidae.
AACGUCAAACCCGGAGCGCUUCGCAAGUGGACUUCAUUUCGAGAAAACCUCAUAGCCAUCAGCGAAAUACGGAUACCGCGAUGGGUUCAGUUUUCCCCUAAUAAAACCAUUCAGCUCCAUGGAUUCUCAGACGCAUCCGAAAAAGCAUUCUGCGCAUGCGUUUAUCUCCGAGUGGAACACUGUGAAAACUCGGCAUCAUCUCAUUUGCUCGUAGCAAAAAGUAAAGUCGCACCCCUCCAAACAGUGAGUCUGCCUCGCUUGGAACUGUGUGGAGCGGUCCUUCUCUCCAAACUUGUGAAGCAUAUUCGAUCCCAACUUAAUCUGCCGACCCAUGAGCUCAUACUCUGGUCAGACUCCUCUAUCGUGCUGGCCUGGCUAGAAAAACCACCAUGGACAUGGAAGACAUAUGUGGCGAACCGAACUUCCCUCAUCUUGCAGAAUGUCAAUAACGCCACAUGGAGACACGUAUCGAGCUUAGACAAUCCCGCAGAUUUAGGCACUCGAGGAUGCAAGCCACAAGAUCUAGCGUCAUGUUCCCUAUGGUGGAAUGGCCCUCAGUGGCUCACCAAACCCUCAGCGAGCUGGCCAAAGAAUGCGCCUCAAACGCUCUUUCCCCCUGAACAAAAAUCUGUGGAAUCUUAUCACACAAUAGAGAACGAAGACCCUCUCACUCGAUUCUCGUCAUUUCCUCGCGCCCUUAGGGUAAUCGCUUACGUGUAUCGGUUCAUCCGCAGCGCACGAAAGGAACCAAUACCCACGACGCACACACUCACCCAGGACGAAAUCAGUUACGUCAAAACCCGGCUCAUCAUAUGCGCCCAACACAAUCAUUACGCAGAGGCGGUCGCACAACUGGAAGCCGCGAAACCGAUUUUCUCCACACAACUCUACUCCACGCGGGAAAACAGCUCAUGGUCCGGAUGGUACAACAAGAGUAUUACGUCCCAAGACUUAAGCAGAAAGUUAAAAAAUGCAUUUUCCACUGCAAGGUGUGCACCAUACACAAGCGAGAAAUGCGAUCGCAGAUAAUGGCGGCCUUGCCUCCAGCACGAGCAACCUACUCGCUACCAUUUCACACCACGGGAAUAGACUUCGCGGGCCCAUUCCUGGUGAAAACUUCUUUACUGCGUCGCGCCUCACACACAAAAGCAUAUGUAUGCGUGUUUGUCUGCUUCUCCACCAAAGCCAUACAUCUAGAACUCUGCUCAGACCUGACAAUAGAAGCCUUCAAGGCCUGCUUUGCCAGAUUCGUUGGUCGACGUGGUCUCCCCCAUAAAAUCAUGUCGGACAACGGGAAAACUUUCGUAGGCGCUCAAAGGUCAAUCCACCGAGAACUUUCCACUUUUCUUAAGGAAGCCGCCUCAGAUAUCGCUGAAAAAUAUAUCGUUCAUGGCCUCUCCUGGCAAUUUAUACCACCAUACGCUCCUCAUAUGGGAGGCCUGUGGGAAGCAGCGGUUAAAAGUUUUAAGACGCACUUCAACAAAGUCGCGGGGAAUCACAAAUUCACGUUUGAAGAAUUCACCACACUGCUCAUACGAAUCGAAGCGGUACUCAAUUCCAGACCGCUGUCGCCUUUGUCUCAAGAUCCUAGCGAUUUACAGCCUCUUACUCCCGGUCACUUCUUAAGAGGAGCACCACUUGUCUCUCUGCCAGAACCUAACGCAGAAAACCUGUCUCUUCCAAACAAGUGGCAGAAGCUCAAGGUACUUCACCAUCAAUUCAGCACCCGAUGGAAAACUGAAUAUUUGCAAGAGCUACACAAACGGCAUAAGUGGAAAGGCAAAGAACCCAAUAUCGCAGUGGAAGACCUCGUCGUCAUCAAAGAAGACAACCUCCCACCAAAUGAUUGGCGCCUCGGACGUAUUGUUAAGCUCUAUCCCGGUCCCGACCAAAACGUUCGCGUGGCUGACAUCCGUACCCAAAAGGGAAUUAUAACACGCAACAUCGCAAAAUUAUGCUUGUUACCACCUCCACCCAGCACAAUGGAUGCUUAACGCAUCAAACUUUAUUCAAAAUUCUCUUUUCUUUAUACCUCAAUAUACAGACUCUGUGGUUAACCACAGAACAUUUUCACUCCCAUUCCCUCCGUAUUUACGCAAAAAAAACUAAUGUUUGGUUUCAAAUUUAAUUUCUUCAUAGG